AUGGAAGCAUCCGCCUCCUCUGCGCUGGUGAUUUGGGGGAGCACGGGCAAGCGGCUGCAGUUUACCCGGCAGGAACUUCAAAUACCCGAGAGCGUGAAGGGACGUCCGAAUCAUCACUUCUUUGAGAAGCAGUGGGACGCCGUGGCCGGCUUUUGGAUGAACCGCGUCCUGAAGGAGGUGCCUUUGCAGCACCUGGCCGUGGAGGACAUUGUGCGGUUUAUCGUGAGCGACAUCGAGAAGCGGUGGGAGCAGCGGAAGAGGGAGAAGGCGCUCUACAAGAAGCGAAAGCGGCUACUGGAAUCUGGCAACCUGAACGCCGCCGGGGCACCGUCGCCGCACGUGCUUAUCACCAACGUCGUCUCCCUCGAGGCCUACCGGCAGCUGCUGGCGGAAGGUGCGCUGCAGGGGCUGGUGACGGCGGUGCUGGAGAAGGUGGAGGAGAUCGCGAAGGAGAAGGUGGCGCAGCACACGAUUCUGGUGGACGACGAAGACGGCAGCCGCGACGCCAGGGGCGACAACGCCGGGAAGGUGCAGGAAAAGGAAAAAGACGCGCAAGGCGACGGCGGCGGCGGCGACGGCGCAGGCGAGGACCAGGCGAGGUCAAAGAAGAGGCCACGACUUGAGCAGGGUGCGGAUGUGCCUUUUGAUGACCAUGUUGCCUUCGUGUGUACAUUUUCCUCAGAAGCAAAGGCCGCCAGGGUUGUUAGUGAAUUGCACGGCAGCAAGUUUGACUCUCGGGCAGUGUUGUGUCGUUUUUACGCUCUUUAG
This is a messenger RNA of Trypanosoma conorhini, 768 nucleotides long. RefSeq lists its product as uncharacterized. NCBI's taxonomy places the organism in Eukaryota, Euglenozoa, Kinetoplastea, Trypanosomatida, Trypanosomatidae. The coding region runs from base 1 to 768 and encodes 255 amino acids. The record is from RefSeq and is a predicted model, not a curated record. The transcript has a single exon.